This is a messenger RNA of Symbiodinium sp. CCMP2592, 327 nucleotides long. NCBI's taxonomy places the organism in Eukaryota, Dinophyceae, Suessiales, Symbiodiniaceae. The record is from the annotation of a GenBank genome assembly.
AUGACAACCGGGCCGGCACACUACCAGUUGCUCGCUCGUGGCCGGGCAGUCGACACUCAAUCCUACGUGGCCUUUGCCUCGCCAGCGAGAAGCAGCGACAAGAACGACUAUCAGGCCUGGGGGCAUUCGCAGCUGGUCAGUCCAUGGGCAGAAGUGGUGGUCGAGGCGGAGCACGAGCCUGGCGUGUGGGUUGUGGAGAUCGACCCCUCCGAAGCAGAUCGCAUUCGGGAGCAGGUUCCCACCUCGUACCAGAAACGAGGCGACCUUUAUGCGCCAUAUGCGCAACUGGAGGACACCAAGCGGCGACGUGGUGACAGCUCGCUGUGA